GAGUCCCGCGCUGCUGUGUUGUGUUGUGUUGGUUGCUAUGGGCGUGGCCAAGGCUCAAUCUCCCUGCUGGCGUCACUGGAGAGUUCCGCAUUCCACCGCGCAGCGAUACAUAAACGCGCUGAUGCAACGAGAACAAACCACAAACACACAAACGAGCUGAACGGACGAGCAACCGUCGACUCCCAGAGCAAAACAACAGCAAUGAUGCCUGGUCAAAUCCCUGAUCCGAUGGUCACGGCCGGGUCUCUUCCCAGUGUCGGUCCCCUGGCCGGCAUUCCCUCCACCACCCUGACGGACCAGCUGAAGCUGGCAGAGCUCUACAGCUUCGGUGCCGUUCUGUCUCCUCUCAUCCUCAACAGACACGCCAAGAGACCGUUCGACGACAGCCAGAGUGAGGAGGGAGGUGACAACGAUGAUCGCAAGAAAAGAAGGCGAGAGAAAAAUAAAGUUGCAGCCGCUCGCUGUCGGAACCGAAAGAAGGAAAGGACCGACUUUCUCCAGAAAGAGUCGGAGCGUCUGGAGAUGCUGAACUCGGGCCUGAAGUCUCAGAUCGAGGAGCUGAAGUCAGAGAGGCAGCAGCUCAUCGUGAUGCUCAACCUCCAUCGGCCCACGUGCAUCGUCCGCACCGACAGCGUGAAAAGCCCCGAGAGCGACGAGCGGCGAGCCGAGCUGUCCGACUGAACGCAGACACUCUACAAACGUCUUUUAAAAAGAUCCAAGUGUCAAUUUCACCAUGAAGAAGAAGAAGAAGAAAAAGGGAACCGAUUUGUAUGGAUAUUAAACAAACAUCCCAGGAAGCUCACAGACUAUUGUAAAUCACAUUUACACGUUCUCAGCGCUGCGUCAGUUCUGUUUGAGGAACACGUGUUCUGCCAGUUGAUCUGACCUGAAGCGUGACGUUCUCCCAGAAGCCUCCAGAUGGCGCUGUCGGAUAAACCCCACUGUUCUCUGACGCCGGCGUCUCCAUGGAUGGACUGUUUACUUUACAUUUGUUUGCGUUGUAUAUAUUAUACUCCUUGUUUAUUAUAUGCUAUUUUUAUAUUGUUCCAUCACAUCAUGUGGUGAAUUACAUGUGUUUUAUGAUCGGUGUCUGUUGAACGGCCACUUUUUGUUACUAAAUAAUGUUUCUGUUACAUAGAGCACAUUGAAAUAAAACCUAUUUUUCAAAUACAA
Molecule: messenger RNA, 1173 nt
Organism: Pimephales promelas (fathead minnow)
Lineage: Eukaryota; Metazoa; Chordata; Actinopteri; Cypriniformes; Leuciscidae
Gene: jdp2b
Product: Jun dimerization protein 2b
Biological process (GO): regulation of transcription by RNA polymerase II
Cellular component (GO): nucleus
Molecular function (GO): RNA polymerase II cis-regulatory region sequence-specific DNA binding; DNA-binding transcription factor activity, RNA polymerase II-specific
Source: RefSeq, a predicted model, not a curated record